This is a messenger RNA of Trachemys scripta elegans, 2070 nucleotides long. RefSeq names its product potassium channel tetramerization domain containing 8 (gene KCTD8). Gene Ontology annotation, molecular function: protein binding. Gene Ontology annotation, biological process: protein homooligomerization; regulation of G protein-coupled receptor signaling pathway. The transcript has 2 exons. The record is from RefSeq and is a predicted model, not a curated record. Lineage: Eukaryota; Metazoa; Chordata; Testudines; Emydidae. The coding region runs from base 563 to 1897 and encodes 444 amino acids.
CGCCCUUCAGGUUGCCCCUUUAAGUGACAGCUGCUUGCAAAGUUCCAGCCACUUCUCCUUGCUGCCGGGGCUUGACGUCAGCGCGGCUUUCCCGAACUGCUGCUGCUGCUGCCUGGGGCUGGGAGUUGCUGCUGCUCAGGCACAGCGGGGAGGCAGCGGCGGGCAGAGGCAGGGCUGUUCAUGCUGAGAAGGAGCUGGUCCCGCACACCGCCCCUCGCGCUCCUGCGGACUGCGCGGCACGAUAAAGGGGCUGCAGCUGCUGGACACAGCGCCUUGGGAAAGCCCUCCAGCUGGGGCGCAGGGACUGGUACCUUCUUUGGGGGCAGGGAGCGGGGCCCAAGCCUGCGAAGACGCUUCCAAGGGAGGGGAGCACCGAGGAGAGCUCCGGAUGGGGCAGUGAGGGGGAGAGGGCGCGCCCCGGGGAAGUUCCCUGCAGCUGGGGCACAGAGCCGGGCGCACACGUGGGCCGAGCCCUCCAGCCGCGCGGAGCCCGCCGGCCUGAGCAGACGCGCGCCGUCCGGGCUAGGGGGGCUUGGAGACGCUCCCUCCGUCCAUUGCAGCCAUGGCUUUGAAGGACACGGGCGGCGGCAGCAGUAGCAUCCUACCCAUCAGUGACAUGGGGUCCUCCUCCGCCGCGCCGUCCUGCUCGCCCUUCCCCGAGGUGGUGGAGCUGAACGUGGGCGGCCAGGUGUAUGUGACCAAGCACUCCACGCUGCUCAGCGUCCCGGACAGCACCCUGGCCAGCAUGUUCUCCCCGCGCCGGGGCAGCCAGGCGGCCGCCAGGGAGCUGCCCAGGGACAGCCGGGCGCGCUUCUUCAUCGACCGCGACGGCUUCCUCUUCAGGUACGUGCUGGAUUAUCUGCGGGACAAGCAGCUGGCCCUGCCUGAGCACUUCCCGGAGAAGGAGCGGCUGCUGCGGGAGGCCGAGUUCUUCCAGCUGGGGGAGCUGGUCAAGCUGCUCUCCCCCAAGGUCACCAAGCAGGGCUCGCUCAACGACGAGGGCUGCCAGAGCGACCUGGAGGACAGCACCUCGCAGGGCAGCGGCGACCUCCUGCUGCGGGCGGCGGCCGGGGCCGCUCUGGAGAAGCGCUCGGGCUUCCUCACCGUGGGCUACCGGGGCUCGUACACCACGGUGCGGGAGAACCAGGCGGACGCCAAGUUCCGCAGGGUGGCCCGGAUUAUGGUGUGCGGCAGGAUAGCGCUGGCCAAGGAGGUGUUCGGGGAGACGCUCAACGAGAGUCGGGACCCCGACCGGCCCCCGGAGAAAUACACCUCCCGCUUCUACCUCAAGUUCACCUACCUGGAGCAGGCGUUUGACCGGCUCUCGGAGGCCGGCUUCCACAUGGUAGCUUGUAACUCCACCGGCACCGCCGCCUUCAUCAACCAGUACAGGGAGGACAAGAUCUGGAGCAGCUACACCGAGUACAUCUUCUACAGACCACCUCAGAGAACAGUGUCUCCCAAACAGGAACAUGAAGAAAGGAAGCAUGACAAAGUCACAGACAAAGGAAGCGAAAGUGGGACUUCCUGCAAUGAGUUGUCCACCUCUAGUUGUGACAGCCAUUCAGAGGCUAGCACCCCUCAAGAAAAUGCUGCUAGCACCCAACAAUCAACAGCACACCAGCCAAAUACUCUAACUUUGGAUCGUCCAUCAAAGAAGGCCCCAUUGCAGUGGAUGCCACCUCCAGACAAACGCAGGAACAGUGAACUCUUUCAAACUCUCAUUAGCAAGUCUAGAGAAACAAAUCUUUCUAAAAAGAAGGUAUGUGAGAAGCUGAGUGUUGAAGAAGAAAUGAAAAAAUGUAUUCAAGAUUUUAAAAAAAUCCAUAUUCCAGAUUACUUUCCAGAGCGCAAACGGCCAUGGCAGUCUGAACUCUUACAAAAAUAUGGGUUAUAGUUAAUUGCCUCCCUCAUGAAGUAUCUCUGGUGCAUUUGAUGUUUAUUAAAGUUGCCACUAUCCUACUGCUGUCCUCCUUAUGGUCCACUCUGCAGUCAGAGUGAUUCCUGCUGCUUAUUUCUUUCUGUGAACAGUGGAUGUUGGAUAGUUCAUGGUUUCUUAAAAAAAAAAAA